Molecule: messenger RNA, 5781 nt
Organism: Geodia barretti
Lineage: Eukaryota; Metazoa; Porifera; Demospongiae; Tetractinellida; Geodiidae
Source: the annotation of a GenBank genome assembly
GCGCUCGGCGGAAUUUAUAAAUGCUGAGUGGCGAGCUCUCUCUGCCAGGACUGGAGCCUUUCUCUGCCAGCAGUGCGAGACAGUUGACAAAAGACAAUAGUAGUCUGUCGUCCGUCCAAUACUAGAGCGAUGAACUACCUAGCGAGCCUUGUUUUCUAUCUCUCGCUACUGCUACUAGCGACAUUUGUGACUCCUGCACCUCUCUAUGAUGAGCUAACUCGGGUGUCAGUACUGCCGACUAGAACUAACGGACAAGGAGACCACCUUUCCUUUGAUCUCAUGCCGCCUGAAGGAGACGGCCAGCUGAGACACUAUUUCAGAAUCGAUGCUCUUGGAAAGACAUUCAGACUCAACGUGUCGGAGAAUGGUGGUAGUUUCUUGACUCCAGAGCACGUGGUGGAGUACCACCACAGUCAGCACGGAGUGACGAGAGGGACCAGGAGUGACUGUCGACAUUUCACUGGUGUUGUACGUGAGGAGACUGAAGACGGAGUUGUGAUAGAUGGACAAGGCUGGGCAGCCAUCAGCUACUGCAGUGGACUGCGUGGAGUAAUAGCUUCGGAAACUAGUGGAUAUCUCUACAUUGAGCCGGAGAGAGGAGGGGCUAAUGAACAUCGUGACGCUCGGCCUCUCCCUCAUCUUCUCCAUAACUCUCCCCGCCUACCCCCUGGAAGGACCUGCUCUUAUGAAAAGGUGGGUUCGUCGCAACACAUGGAAGAUUACCUGAAAGAUGAGUUCAGAGUUCGGCGAUCACAAGACUCCGCCUUCUUGAGCUCGGAGCACUGGGUGGAGGUUGCCAUGGUAGCGGACCACACAAUGCUGGAAUACCACGGUCUACGAGAGCUGGAGGCAUAUCUCUUUACCCUCAUGAAUAUGGUGGCUCAUCUAUACAGAGACCCCACCAUCGGCCAUGCUAUGAACAUCGUUGUAGUCAGAACAGUCAUUCUGGAGAGCCAACAGAGUGAUCUCUCAAUAUCGACUGAUGCUCUCACCUCGUUGGCUAGUUUCUGUAGCUGGCAAUCCUCCCACCUUCCCUCCCCCUCCUCCAGCUCUCCCGGCCAGCCUGACGUGUCAAUACUAGUCACCAGAGCCAACAUCUGCGAGGGAUUCGGAGUUGCUUGCGGCACACUUGGUAUUGCAGAGUUCAAAGGUGCCUGCUCCUCUGAGAAGGGCUGCAGUAUCAGUGAAGAUAUUGGGCUGGCCACUGCCUUCACCAUUGCCCAUGAACUGGGACACAGUCUUGGUAUCCGUCAUGAUGGUGACAUGUCGGUGGUCUGUGAACCAGACAAUCGGUUCAUCAUGGCUCCAACCUUUGCCCAGUCUCGCAACCCUCACAUCUGGUCUCACUGCAGCCGGCAACAACUGGCCGAGUUCCUCCUGUCCCCAGAGAGUUCUUGUUUGAGCAACCCGCCAGUGAUGACAGGAGGAAAUUCCUCAAAUUCCUCGUCGCCCCUUUCAUCAUCGGGCGGAGUCCCUCUUCCCGGGCUGGAGACCACACCCACUGAGCAAUGUCAGCUGAUGCUGGGUGACUCCGCCUCUCAUUGUGGACUUAACACUUCCUCUGAGUACUGCAGUCGUCUGUGGUGUCGGGAGGACGACCAAUCAGAUUGCGUUCACCACCACAUCCCUCCGGCCUCGGGGACCAGCUGUGUCCUCAGCAGCAGUGGGAGAGAGGGCGUGUGCUACCAGGGGGCCUGCGUGGAGCUAGCCUCGCUGGCACAGCCGGUGGAUGGGGGGUGGGGGGAGUGGGGGGAGUGGGAGCCUUGCUCUCUCUCCUGCGGGACCGGCAUCCAGGGCAGCUCUCGAGUCUGCGACUCUCCUCUUCCGGCUAAUGGUGGACGGUACUGUCUUGGAGCCAGCCAUCGUCAUCAGACCUGUAACUCCACCCCCUGCCCCGCCCACAGUGACAUCAGACAGGAGCUGUGUGACUCUGAGCCUCCGCACUCCACAUACACCCAGUGGAAGGCCCCCAGCCUUGAGGAAAUUCAGAGGAGAACGUUGGACCAAUGCAGCCACCAUUGUCUCUCUAUACCAAACAACAUUUUAUUCUCUCUCGCUCUGGACCUUCCAGACGGUACCCCCUGCCUCUUCACCGCCCAGCCCUCCCCAUCUCUCUCUCUCAACACUGCCCCCGUCCCGGAGAGUCUGGGGAUCUGCAUCAGUGGGGAGUGCAUCCCUGUCGACUGCAGCAAUUCCCUCCACGGUAUGGCUUCUCGGGACGUCUGUGGGGUGUGGUGUGGGAACGGGAGUACCUGCGUACCGGUAUCAGACACCUACACCAUCCCCGAACUCACCAGCAGUAGAGGAACCACCACCAGUGGCUACACCUACUACAGAGCUGUGACCAUCCCACAAGGCUCCGGGCAAGUCAAAAUCUCAGAGAUUCACCAAACGGACAACCUCUACCUCGCGGCCACCACAGCACGAGAGAAUUUCAACGGGAACUACAGGGUAAAGGAAGGAGAUCUCGACAGCUACUGGUUCGCUGGGGCAAAAUGGUGGUACGAGAGACCAGAUGCUGACAUCGAAUGUCUGCGCACUACGGGAGUGGUGAAGGAAGACGUGACUAUUUUCAUCAUCGCAAACUCGAGGAAUCUCAGUAUACAGUACUCUGCCGGGGUGCCCCUGGGUAACGCGUCGAUAUUUGAAGUGGGUCACGAGUGGAGAAAGGGAGAGUGGGGAAGGUGUGAGGGUGUUUGUGGGGAGGGGGUGAGGAGGAGGAGGGUGGAGUGUGCUGUGAGCAACACGGGUAUCGUCGUUAGAGACGACCUCUGUGACCUCUCGACAAAACCUCUAGUGGAAGAGCUCUGCUUCACAAACGAAGGAUGUGAAUACGAAUGGAGAGUGAGCCCCUGGAGUGAUUGCAAUACUACGUGCGGUGUCGGGGAAAAGACUCGUACCGUUCACUGCACUCUAACAAGCAACCAAACGAUCGUACAAGACAGAUACUGUGACGAUGGAAAUGCUCCACAACUGAAAAUGGAUUGUGGGUCAGAUGUAAACUGUGUCUACCAGUGGGAGGCGGGGGAGUGGGGGGAAUGCAGCUCUACAUGCGGCGAGGGAGAGAGGGAGAGAGACGUCUCCUGCGUUCUGGUCAACACGCACACUGCGGUGAGCCCGGAGCGUUGUGUAGAAACACCCAGACCUCGCAGUUCACGCCACUGCUACUCUGAGAGUGGGUGUGUGUUCACCUGGGAGAUGGGGGAGUGGGGAGACUGUUCGUCUCAGUGUGGUGAGGGACAGAGAGGAAGACGUGUGUCUUGCAUCCUGGCCAGCAAUGGGAGCAUCGUUUCUGCCACUCACUGCCAGGGAAACUCCACUGUACUUCCAGCUCCCCACACUUCCUGUUAUUCGGAGGACGGAUGCAGUUUCGAAUGGGUCACUGGAGACUGGGGCGAGUGUUCUGCAGAGUGUGGAGUUGGCAGCAGGUCUAGAGUCAUCUCCUGUGUCCUCACAAACAAUGGGACUACGGUGGAGGAGGUUAGAUGUGACCCAGGGACGAGGCCACGCCCCCACAGUGACUGCUAUAGGGAGAGUGGGUGUGUGUUUGUCUGGAGGACCUCGUCAUGGGGUGAAUGUGGCUCAGACUGUGGCUGGGGAGAGAGGAGGAGAGACACGCUCUGUCUUCUCACCAACAAUGACACCGCAGUCGACGAUGCUUUCUGUCCCCAGUCCAGGCCAGAGACACGGUCCCCAUGCCAUUCCGACGAGGGGUGUGUCUACUCCUGGUGGCAUGGGAACUGGACCUCGUGCAGUUCGGAAUGCGGACACGGAACCCGAUCCAGAGAAGUCAUGUGCUACUUGAUAAACAACAACACACGAGUUGACCGAACCCACUGCUUGAGAGAUUCCCAACCUGCCGACACUUCUGGUUGCCAUGACGACAGUGGGUGUGUCUACACCUGGGCCUCUGAGCCGUGGACCAACUGCAGCAAUACUUGUGGACACGGGACGUCAACUCGAGGUGUGUCUUGCCUCCUCCUCCUCCUCAACAACGAGACGACAGUGAGCGAUGAACUCUGUGCGCCAGACUCCCGACCCAGAGCUGAGCGGACUUGUUACUCAGAGAGAGAGUGUCUGUUUGUGUGGCAGAGGAGCGAGUGGAGUGACUGCAGUGCCGUGUGUGGAGGAGGACAUAGAGAGAGACUCGUUUCUUGUCUUCUCGCUAACAAUGAAUCCACGGUCGACGUGGCGUUCUGCAGCGAGCAUGCCGGGGUUGAACCGGCGAGUGUGUCUGUCUGUUCUGAGGAGGAGUGUAGGUUUGAGUGGACAGUGGGAGACUGGGGAGUAUGUGAGGACGAUGAAGACUCUGCAAUUUCCCACUGUGAUGAAGGGAGGAAGACGAGGAGAGUAGAGUGCACUCUGCUGAACAAUCAGUCAGUGGUGGAGGAGAGGUGGUGUGACGAGGAAGACAAGCCGACAGACAGCUCCAGUUGCUCCCUGGAUGGGUGUGGCUACGUGUGGGUGGAGGGAGAAUGGGGAAGGUGUGACGUUGGGUGUGGGGAGGGUGUGAGGGAGAGAGCAGUGGUCUGUGAGCAGCGACACAGCCGAGGGAGGAGCAGGGGGGUGGAGGAAGAGAGGUGUGGAGGAGAGAAACCCACCACGAGAGAAGUCUGCUCAGCUGAGCCUUGCUUCAAUUUUGAGUGGGUCAACGAAGACUGGACAGCGUGUGAUGCUGAGUGUGGUGAGGAUGGCUCACAGAUCCGAGUGGUUACGUGUCGACACAAGAACGGCACAGUUGUCUCUGAGUCUCCAUACUGCACCGCAGACAAGCAGAAGCCAGCCGAGAGCAGACGUUGCCGUGGUGAUCCUUUUGUCUGGUUGCUCGGAGACACUCAUGCAGAAGCUAGAAGAAUGGUUCUGCAGUUGCCUGACUGCUGUUCCUGGUCCUCAGUGCUGGUCACGACAGUCCUAGCAUGCCUGCUAGCUCUGCUUGGCCCGCGUCUGUGGGGGGCAGUCGCCCAGUACCUGGCGUUCCGGCGAGUCCCCACAGACCAAGACGGUCAACACUGGCUGCUCGGUCACACCCCCAAGAUACUGGGUGACAUGGGAGGUGCCCUGGACUGGUUCACAGGGCUGUCCGUAGAGCGUGGAUGGAAGUCAGCCAAGAUGGUGAUGGGUCCGAUGUGGUACAUGCUGGUCUGUCUCCACCCAGACACCUGCAAGAUCGUCCUCAGAGGAGAUCCAAAGUCAGAUAUGAUCUACAAUGCUCUCAGACCCUGGCUUGGGAGAGGUCUGCUGGUAGCAAAUGGAGCCAGGUGGGCCAGGUCACGAAGACUCCUCACUCCCGCAUUUCACUUUGACAUCCUACGACCUUACGCUCCUGUCUUUACCGACUGCUCAAGAACUCUAGUGGGGGAGUGGUCUAAGGUACCAGAGGGCGAGUCGUUCAAUGUGUUUCCCUCCAUCAGUCUCCUGACACUGGAUGUCAUGCUCCGCUGCACCUGCAGCUACGACAGCCACUGCCAGACCAACAAGACACACGACCCUUACAUCAAGUCUGUCUUUGACCUCUCCACCCUCACCACCAGAAGAAUUCUGUUUUUCCCUGCCUACUAUGACUGGGUGUAUGCCCUGAUGCCUGAUGGGUCCAGGUACAGAAGAGCCUGUAAGACAGUCCACGAGUUCUCUCGGGACGUCGUCCAGCAACGGCGCAAGGCUCUGGAGGACUUGAAGAUAAAUGGGACGGAAAAAGAGUCGACUAACAAACGCAAGUAUCUUGACUUUAUUGACAUUCUACUGGAAGCAAGGGUGAGCUCGAGUGGAGGAAUGAAGGGAUAA